UCUCUGAAUUAAACAAGGAAGUGAUUGGGCUCAUGUUCUACUGUAGCUCCAACCUAAGUGAGCCUAACCGGUGCAUGUCAAUGAGCAGCAGUUUCUCCAGCAGCUCAGGCCAUAUAAAAACAUUUCCCCGUCCAUGGCAGCAGUAGCCUUGGAGCUGUUUCCAUUCACUGACCGGGGAGGCCCUUUUAGCCACAUGGAGGAGGACUUGGCUGCGCUCGUCUCGGGACAUACAUCGCCGGUUAGACUUCGCUAUCUAAAGGGGAAUGUAAAAGAGGAGCAGGUGUAACGGGAGGCGGAGGAGGACUGUUUUAACGCCGCGGCAGACGCCAAAGCCAUCAGCCGCUACUAGGUCAACGCUCCCAUUUUAUCUUGCAGAGGUGCACUUGACUCUUUGGCUCCAUGGCGCAGCGCUCCGCUCACCCCGCCGCCCCCAUCGCGCUGCUGCUCUUCGGACUUGUUGCCAUCCUGCUCCUGACCAUCCCCACCAGAGACGUCCAGGAGGCACCGGGGUUCAUGUAUGGGAUUGUCUUGGAUGCCGGAUCUUCGCACACAGCUUUGUAUAUCUACAAGUGGCCAGCAGAUAAGCAAAAUGGCACAGGCGUGGUCACCCAGCACAGUGAAUGUCAUGUUAAGGGUGGAGGGAUCUCCAGCUAUGCAGGCACACAGGGAGCAGCAGGGCAGAGCUUAGAGACAUGUCUGGACCAGGCAGUGAAGGACAUCCCAAAAGAAAGACACCAGCUCACACCUGUGUACCUGGGAGCCACAGCUGGCAUGAGGCUUCUAAGGAUCUCAAACCCAGAGCUGGCAGCUCAGAUUCUGCAGGAAGUGGGCCACAAAAUCCAGUCCUACCCUUUCAGCUACCAGGGGGCGGUCAUACUGAGCGGUCAGGAGGAGGGGGCCUACGGCUGGGUCACCGUCAACUUUCUCUUAGAGAACUUCAUAAAGUAUGGUUUUGUGGGGCGCUGGUUCAGCCCCGGCAGGCCCACGGUGGGAGCGCUUGAUUUAGGAGGGGCAUCUACUCAGAUAACGUUUGCUACUCAGGAGGAAGUAGAAGACGAACACGACAUGAUAAAGCUGCAUCUUUAUGGGCAGACAUACUCUCUGUACACACACAGCUUCCUGUGCUACGGGCAGGACCAGGUCCUCAAGAGACUGCUGGCGCGUAUAGUGAAGUCUCAGGGCUACUCCGGGUCCGUCAUUCACCCCUGCUAUCCUGCAGGCCACAAUCGUACUUUGAAGUUGAACAGUAUAUUCAAUUCUCCUUGUACAGCAGAGUACAAACCCAGCUCCCACAACUCCCAGCCCUCCCUGACAAUACAAGGCAGCGGACAUUACGAACACUGUCUGAGCAACGUGUCUGAGAUCUUCUCCUUCGACAGCUGCCCUUUCUCCCAGUGCUCCUUUGAUAAAGUCUUCCAGCCCAAUGUCACCGGCAGCUUCAUGGCGUUCUCUGCAUUCUUCUACGUUCACUCCUUCCUUCAGCACACCACCGGUAUCACAGCGAAAACUCCUUCACAACUGGAAGCAGCAGCCAAAACUGUGUGCUCGAUGACUUUCAACCAACUGCUGCUUCUGGCUCCACAGCAAAAGUCUCGUUUGCAGGACUACUGUGCUUCCUCUGUGUUUGUUAAGAUUCUCAUGUUGAGAGGUUACAGCUUCGAUGAGACGUCGUUCCCACGCAUUUCCUUCCAGAAGAAGGCAGGGGAUGCCUCGGUGGGCUGGGCUCUGGGCUACAUGCUGAGUUUGAGCAGUUUGCUGCCGGCAGAGACGGUGGGGCUGAGGAAGGCCCUGACCCCGGGAGCGUGGGGAGCACUUCUCUUUCUCUUUGUCCUCCAGAUUGCAGCAGUCCUGGUCUUUAUCUUACUCCGAGCUUGUGUUGGGAAGAAGAAAGGAGGCAGUGAAAGCACCAUCUAGAUACUGUAACAAACAUACAGUGCAUUUGGAAAACAUUAAGACAGCCAUAGGUUUUUGUCUUUGUUGGCUCUAUUCUGUGAUUGCAAAGGAUUUGACUAAAACUGCAUAGUUAGAAUCACAGUUAUGUUGACUUUCUGUUUACUCUUUGUAUCCUUAAAUUAUGGGGCUGUAUAAAAACGGCCUUUUUUAAAUUUCAAAUCAAAUGUACUGGAGGAGAGAGCCAACGCAAUGAAACUGUGUCACUGACCAAGAAGAAAGUUGGACUCCCCUGGUCCCCUGGUGGCACUGGCACUACAGGGGAGGUAGCAAUGUCAUUUUUAUUCUUGAAAAUUCAAACCAUUUUUUUAUAUGUGGAAUUUAAAGAAUGGAAAUUGUUUUUUGUUUUUUUUAGAAAAUGUGACUGUAUUCUUAAGCAUAU
Molecule: messenger RNA, 2332 nt
Organism: Etheostoma cragini (Arkansas darter)
Lineage: Eukaryota; Metazoa; Chordata; Actinopteri; Perciformes; Percidae
Product: ectonucleoside triphosphate diphosphohydrolase 2
Exons: 9
Coding region: 400-1914 (504 amino acids)
Biological process (GO): nucleoside diphosphate catabolic process
Cellular component (GO): plasma membrane
Molecular function (GO): UDP phosphatase activity; GDP phosphatase activity
Source: RefSeq, a predicted model, not a curated record